Haemorhous mexicanus (house finch) is the source of this 3805-nucleotide messenger RNA. It is a transcript of the gene ABCE1, whose product is annotated as ATP binding cassette subfamily E member 1. Gene Ontology annotation, molecular function: ATP binding; ATP hydrolysis activity; iron ion binding. Bases 214 to 2013 code for a protein of 599 amino acids. The record is from RefSeq and is a predicted model, not a curated record. Gene Ontology annotation, biological process: ribosomal subunit export from nucleus; translational initiation; translational termination. The transcript is spliced from 18 exons. Lineage: Eukaryota; Metazoa; Chordata; Aves; Passeriformes; Fringillidae.
GGCGGCGGCGGCGCGAGCACGUUGCGCGCGCGGGCCCGCGCGCGGGAUCACCGGACGCCGUUUCCCCGCCGCGGCGCGAGGGCGCCGUGCGCGCUCCCACCCCUCCUUCCCCCCCGCCCCCCGCCGCACCCCUCCCUCACAGCUCCCGGUCUGGGAGACUCCCACUACUCCUUCUUAUAAUUGGUGUAUGUGUUUAACCCUAAAUUGUGCAUUAUGGCCGACAAAUUAACAAGAAUUGCUAUAGUCAACCAUGACAAAUGUAAGCCAAAGAAAUGUCGUCAGGAAUGCAAGAAGAGUUGUCCUGUGGUUCGAAUGGGAAAACUUUGCAUAGAAGUCACAUCACAGAGCAAAAUAGCAUGGAUUUCAGAAACACUUUGUAUUGGUUGUGGUAUUUGCAUCAAGAAAUGUCCUUUUGGAGCCUUGUCAAUUGUUAACUUACCUAGCAACCUGGAGAAAGAAACAACACAUAGAUACUGUGCCAAUGCCUUCAAACUUCACAGGUUGCCUAUCCCUCGUCCAGGUGAAGUACUGGGAUUGGUUGGAACCAAUGGUAUUGGAAAAUCAACUGCCUUGAAAAUUUUAGCAGGAAAACAAAAGCCAAAUCUUGGAAAAUAUGAUGAUCCACCUGACUGGCAAGAAAUUUUGACUUACUUCCGAGGAUCUGAAUUACAGAAUUAUUUUACCAAGAUCCUGGAAGAUGACCUUAAAGCUAUCAUUAAACCUCAGUACGUGGACCAGAUCCCUAAAGCUGCAAAGGGAACAGUGGGAUCAAUUCUGGAUAGGAAGGAUGAAACUAAGACACAAACUGUUGUGUGUCAGCAGCUUGACUUAACACACCUGAAAGAAAGAAAUGUUGAGGACCUUUCAGGAGGAGAACUUCAGAGAUUUGCUUGUGCAGUUGUUUGCAUUCAGAAGGCUGAUAUCUUCAUGUUUGAUGAACCUUCCAGCUACUUGGAUGUCAAGCAGCGCUUGAAGGCUGCCAUUACGAUUCGGUCCCUCAUAAACCCUGACAGGUACAUUAUUGUUGUAGAGCAUGAUCUAAGUGUGUUAGAUUAUCUCUCUGACUUUAUCUGCUGCCUGUAUGGUGUGCCAAGUGCUUAUGGUGUUGUUACCAUGCCUUUCAGCGUAAGAGAAGGCAUAAAUAUUUUCCUAGAUGGCUAUGUUCCAACAGAAAAUCUCAGGUUUCGAGAUGCAUCUCUGGUAUUUAAAGUAGCCGAGACAGCUAAUGAAGAAGAGGUCAAAAAGAUGUGUAUGUACAAAUAUCCAGGAAUGAAAAAGAAGAUGGGAGAAUUCGAACUAUCCAUAGUAGCUGGAGAAUUCACCGAUUCUGAAAUUAUGGUGAUGUUAGGGGAAAAUGGAACUGGCAAAACAACAUUUAUCCGAAUGCUUGCAGGAAGACUUACGCCUGAUGAAGGAGGUGAGGUCCCAGUCCUAAAUGUCAGCUACAAACCACAGAAAAUCAGCCCUAAAUCUACGGGAAGUGUCCGUCAGCUGCUGCACGAGAAGAUCAGAGAUGCCUAUACACACCCCCAGUUUGUAACUGACGUGAUGAAACCUCUUCAGAUAGAAAACAUCAUUGACCAGGAGGUUCAGACGCUGUCUGGUGGUGAGUUGCAGCGUGUGGCAUUAGCUCUUUGUCUGGGUAAACCUGCAGAUGUGUAUCUGAUUGAUGAGCCCUCAGCUUAUCUGGACUCUGAACAGCGUCUGAUGGCUGCCAGAGUCAUUAAACGUUUCAUUCUCCAUGCUAAAAAAACAGCUUUUGUGGUAGAACAUGAUUUUAUCAUGGCUACGUAUCUUGCUGAUCGUGUGAUUGUUUUUGAUGGCAUUCCUUCCAAGAACACACUGGCAAACAGUCCACAGACUCUCUUGGCUGGAAUGAAUAAGUUUUUAUCUCAGCUUGAAAUCACUUUUAGAAGAGACCCCAACAAUUACAGACCAAGAAUAAAUAAACUCAAUUCCAUCAAGGAUGUGGAACAGAAGAAGAGUGGAAACUACUUCUUCCUGGAUGACUAAAUAUUGAAUCCCAGCAUCUUUUUAACUGGCAUCUAGACAUGCAUAUUGGAAUCUAAACAGCUGUGAUGAGAUGGCUCAGAUCAGGUUUUAGAACAAUUAAUCUUUUGGAGCUUAAAAUCUUUUGCUGCAUUUAACAUCUGAGAUAGUAGCAGUAACCAUCCUAGUCUGAGUAAAACUGCCACUUUCUAUAUUUUGGUGACACAGCCCUAUUUUCAGUGUAAUAAUUUCAAAAUAGACCACCUUGAAAUUGUGCAAAUGGGUCUCCUGAUUUUUCAAAAUUUAAGGAAGGUUUUCAAUCCAAUAUAUCCUACUCAUGUACCAAGUACUGACUGAACUUCCUCAUUUUAAAAUAAAUCUUUGAAGCUGUUUUCUGUAUAAGAGGAAAGUUUACUAAGAAUGUCAUGCUACAAGAGCAACUCCUCUUUUAAAAAGGUUGAAUCUCUUUGGCUGAGGGUUUCAAAAAUAAAAUACCCACGUAACUUGUGACACUGCAGAAUUUUUUCAAUUACUAAUUCAGAAGUGUGUAUAUUUACAUAAUGUCACACACCCUUUUCUCACACUGAAGGUAGCUACACCUUUUUUUAAUCAUCUGUCCCUGUGCAUGUUCUCAGACCUAGUGAGAUGAAAAUCAUCAGUGAAAUAAUCCUAAAGAAUAUAAACAUUCUUUCCAUCUAUCCAACUCACUCUUCCAUGAAGUUUUUAUAAGGCUAAGAUGCAGGAAUUACUUUUCCCUAAAGUAAAAAGCUUUGAUCUUACUAUGACAAAAAGGAAAAAAAAAAUUAAAGAAACCUUGUUAAAAACUUACUUCCUUAUGCAAUAAGGUCCUUCAGGGAACCAGAAGGAACAUUUAAAUAUUCCUGCUUACUUAAGCAGACAUGUCAAAAACAAAUUUCAGCUAUGUGUCUUAAAAGGAAGGAAGGGUAUUUUCCAUUCAACAGUUCUCUUCCUUCACUGGCAUGUGAAAAACAUGAGAACACAUGUUUACAUUUUUGCCUCCAAAGCUACAGAAAGGAGUGGGGGUAAUGUGUGGGUUUUUUGCCAUUCUGUGUGUUAGUAACAUGGUUAUUUCACAGCUUUGGCAGUACUCAGCAUUAUAUAUACACUGCCUCUGUCUGUAACAGCAAUGCACCUGUACUACACACCAGCAGAGGGACUCUGAAGAAGUGCAGGUACUGAGUGCAGCCCUACAGAAGUGUGCUGGUCAGGCAAAAGGCUGACUAAACUUGUUCUCCUCUGCACAGCUUAACUCCCUUUGGACUUGAGUUGUGCAAUCUUCUCUGAAUCAGUUGUGAUAAGGAUAAAGUAAAGAUGUGGUUCAGCUGUGUGUCACACAGCUGAAUAUUACAUAGAUUUAACAGGAGGAUCCUGCAAUCUAAAACAUUUUGCCAGAUGUUUUAGAUUGCAGGGCCAAUCAGUCUACUACUAAUUCGGUAAGAGAGGAAACCAGACUUACUUGAUCAGCAUCAGAGAAAAUUUACCUACACCUUCCCAUCCUUCACUGUCCUAGAGUAGCAAGGCAGUAUAGGCCCAGGUGAAAGAAGUUGUUUCUUAAAUGCAAAUUCUAAAAGCACCUCUCUUGCCCAGUGUUUCCAAAGAGAUUUCUGUAAGGAAGAGUUACUGGCUUCGUGUACUAUCUGCUGUAGGACAGAAUGAUUAGUUCAGUGACUGCUGCACAAAUGUGGGGUAGAGCUAAGAGUUUAAAAUUCACCAGUAAACUCAACAAGCAGCCCUCUUUAUGAUUUUUUAAAGGAGUUGAAAUAAACAGAGAAUCCCAGUGGUAACAACGGUUAAA